Molecule: messenger RNA, 1685 nt
Organism: Falco peregrinus (peregrine falcon)
Lineage: Eukaryota; Metazoa; Chordata; Aves; Falconiformes; Falconidae
Gene: SAXO5
Product: stabilizer of axonemal microtubules 5
Source: RefSeq, a predicted model, not a curated record
CCGUCGCCGUGGCAACGCGGCCUGGUGGCUGCUGGAGCUCGCCCGAAGCCUCACGCUUGCUGGUAGAUGGCGGCCUACGCCGUGCCGAUGAUCCCGGUGCCCCUCGCGGGCCUUCCCCUCCUGAAGGCGACCCACGUCCAGCUGGGGACCAAGCACUGGGCGCCGGCCAGCGCCUGUCAGCCAUUUUCUCACACCCAGUUCCCCCCUCACUGGGGGGUUUACAGGCCGGCACCGGCCGGCUGCCCUGCAGGAGUGGCGCUAGGCCCGUCCUGGGGUGGCGGUGAGGAAUUCUGCUCGAAAACUCGCUCGACGUUUCCAAACAGGCUUUUGCAGCCGGUUGCCCUGGCUGAUCCCCCAAAGUCACAUGUCCGCAUGCAUGCAGACCCCAGCAUCCGCAUCCUCACCUCGAUGAUGAGGCAGAGCUUCCCCUGCCCUCCCACCCCCCUUCAAAGACACCCGCAGUCCACAGCCAAGAAAUGGAAGGAUAACUUCCCUUGUGGAGACAGAGAGAAAAUAAGGCUCCCUACAUCCAUCUACACCUCCUCAUGCCCAGCACAUGAGAUCCAGCCCCCUCCCAGGCCAUGGCAUUUGCACAGGGGAUGUGUUCCCAUUAUUGAUGAGGCUGGAGCACCCUAUUACCACACUUCUUAUCAAGCACAGUUUAAGGGUGAAUGGACCCCACCUGCAAAGCCAAGUGAAAAGCACGUGUCUCAUAUUAAUUUUGGGGAUCACAGAAGCAGCGGAGCUGUGAGCAAGCAGAAACAUGCCUACAGUGCACCAGACAAGAGGACACACAGAGUCUAUGACAAGGAACAUGCUGCCUCGCAGAUCUACCGCAUGAACCUGCAGCUGGGGGAUGGCUGCAUCGGAUUCUCCACCUCGACGUCAGAGCACUUCCCAGUACGCGAUCCAGAGCAUGUAACUAUUGCCCGUCCAAACAUGUUUGCCUCAUCCAUCCCCAGAGGCGAUGAAGACCCUGAGAGAAAUAAAGCAUCGGCAAGUGCUACUACUACGAAGCUCUCCUACCCAGAGACUGACAGGUGGAACCUUGCACCGAAGCCUGACUUGCCACUUCAGAAACAUCGAAGCAACAUCUGCUUGGGAGAUCAGCAUUCAGGCUCCUGUUUCUUCAGCAUAACACAGCAGUCAACUUAUCAGCCGCCCCGCCAGAGCCAGAGGGUGACGGCAGACAGCAAGAGACACCGUGAGAGCCACAUCCCCUUCAACUACCACAAUGAAAGUUCUGUCACAACCACACAGGCCAUGCUGGUCCCACACAGACAGCAGAAACAACGACUCUCUGAAGACAUGCUACAGCAGUUGAAAUGCUCACACCUGGAGCUACCCUGGAGGACACAGGAUCGCUUCAGGACUGAACAGAAAGAUAAGUUCAUGUCCAAGCCAGGGGUCCCAGCAGAAAUCCAAAAGGGAAACUCCCAAGUGAGUUGCGUCCCCCUUGGAACCUUUUAAAAAUACUGUCCCUGGAGGAAGAUUUUGAUGCAACUUCAGACGCAGAAAGUAAAACUAGCUUUUGGGAUAAGGGUCUUCAUUUUCUAAACUCCUCUCCCACACCUUCCAGCUAUGCCCCAGGAAUGCUUGAACUGGGAGGGCCAAACAGCCUGCCUGCGAUUCCCCCAGCUAUGUGGAAUCUGCCAGCACGGUUGGGUGGUGCGUGACACCCCUCC